AUGGUCUCUCUAACGUUGCAGAUUUUUAUAUUAUUACUAAUUAUAUUAAUAAUUUGGUUACGCUUCCAAUUGAGUUAUUGGCAAAGGCGUAAGGCACCCACGGUCCCCACUACAGGUCUAUAUAAACUCACAAAUCGUGAACAUAUUGCCUAUUCGUAUCAAAGGGCCUAUCAACGGAUGCGACGAGAAAAUAAAGGAUAUGCUGGAAUUUAUACCCUAAUAGUCCCCACCCUCCUUAUUGCCGAUUUGGAUAUGUUGAAAUUGAUAUUGGUCACAGAAUUUGAAAGAUUUCCUGAUCGUGGAUUUUUUGUGAAUUAUAAAUCGGAUCCUUUAUCGAAAAAUAUGGCAAGGUUACAUGGAGAGUUGUGGCGCAAGAUUCGGACGAAGAUAACACCAACCUUUACUGCGGCAAGAAUGCGUCAAAUGUUCGAUAAUGUGGAGAUGAUUGGUAGGCAUUUCAUCCGGGUCAUGGAGAAGGAAAUUGGGAGGCAUAAUCAGGAGUUGGAUGUUCGCGACCUGUGUGCCCGUUUCACAACCGAUGUUAUUGGGAAUGUGGCCUUUGGCCUGGACUGUAAUAGCCUGGAAGAUCCCCACACGGAAUUUCGAACUAUGGGGGAUAAGACAUUUUCUGAUGUCAACCCUCUUUGGGAUAUGCUGGCAUCACAUUUCCCCAAAUUAUUUACCUGGUUGGAUUACAAAGUCUCUACACCGGAAUUGAUUUCAUUUUAUUCGAGAAUUGUUCGGAAUACAGUGGCAUAUCGUGAACUGAAUGGGGUGCGUCGUAAUGAUUUUUUACAAUUGUUAAUUGAUUUGAAAAAUCAACCCCACCAAGAGGGCGAAUAUCAAUUGGGGAUGGAUGAUUUAAUAGCCCAGUCAUUUGCAUUCUUUUCGGCGGGUUUUGAAACCUCUUCGAGUACGAUGGCAUAUGCUCUCUUCGAAUUGGCCAAAAAUCCUCAAGUGCAGGAGAAGGCAAGACAAAAUGUCGUGGAAGUUUUGGAGAGAUAUCAAGGGGAAUUGAGCUAUGAUAGCCUCAAUGAGAUGAGCUAUAUUCGGCAGGUCGUACAAGAAACCUUACGCAAACAUCCUCCCGUACCCUCUACCAAACGUGUCUGUCGCCAUCCCUAUACUUUUCCCGAUAAACAGAGUUUAAGUGUGGAACCCGAUGUUCAAAUAAUUAUACCCAUCUAUGCCAUACAUCAUGAUCCGGAAUAUUAUUCACAACCGGAAUGCUUUCGUCCCGAACAUUUCUCCUCCGAAGAACGGAAUCAACGGCAUCCCAUGGCAUAUUUACCAUUUGGAGCUGGACCAAGGAUCUGUAUUGCUGAGCGCUUCGGUAUGAUGCAGACAAUGAUGGGUCUGGCCUUACUUUUAAAGAAUUUCAAGUUCUUGCCUUGUACCAGAACUGCCGAACGUUUGAAUUUCGAUCCCAUGAAUGUUUUUGUAUUCAGCAGCAAAGCUGGUAUUUAUUUGAGAGUGGUGAAAAUAUAA
This is a messenger RNA of Musca vetustissima, 1488 nucleotides long. Its product is annotated as cytochrome P450 6a8-like. The record is from RefSeq and is a predicted model, not a curated record. Lineage: Eukaryota; Metazoa; Arthropoda; Insecta; Diptera; Muscidae. The transcript is spliced from 2 exons. Gene Ontology annotation, molecular function: monooxygenase activity; iron ion binding; oxidoreductase activity, acting on paired donors, with incorporation or reduction of molecular oxygen. Bases 1 to 1488 code for a protein of 495 amino acids.